UCUGGGUCCUUUGGAAAACACUGAGGGCAGUGCCAGCACUCCCCGGGGGGCAGCACUUCUUCCAUAGCAGCAGGGAUUUUUCAGAAGCUUUGGGGACAUCACUGUCUCCCUUCAAGGGCAAACCGUCUCCUUUCCCUUGGCUUUUUAGACUCAGCAGAUUCCCAGCGGCAUCUUCAACAACACGCAAGUCAUCAUUGGGGGCCAGUCCCAAGUUGUGACCAUCAACAGGCAAUGGCGUGUGGCAGUCAUUGAGCAAAGGAGCUACAGCGGGUCCUGGAAAACCGUCUGGAACUACAACACGGGUGUCAUUGCAACCAAAGUCAGGCAACAGAACACCUGCUACAUUUCCAUCAUGAACAGAAGCGAGAUGCCCCGCUUUGAUGACCUGGCCCGCCUGGCACAAGAGAGCAGGGUAAGGUUCCAAAGCAGUGGCAGGUUCCUGGCCAUAGACAUCACUGGGCCAUUUCUUCAUGUGCUUUUUCUUUCUGGACACCAUCAGGUUGUGUCUUGUGGCAGAGUUUCCUGUCUCUCAACAGUAAUGCAGAUUAGGAAUUUGUUGUAGGAAUGCUUUCCCAAAAGAAAGGGGCUGCAUUAUUCCCACCCCCACUUGCCUGGAGGAUGUUGAGCUCUGCAGCUCGCUGGGCAAAUCCGUUCUUUGUGGAGCUCUUCAGUGCUUUCUUUGCGCUGCCAUCUCACCUCAAGUUCCGUGCAUCUUGACUCCCUUAGAAUGAGCUCUGCCUUUGGAGCUCCUGUCAAGGCUUGCUAGUGGUCCCACAGGCCCCCUAGGGGAUUAAAAGAUGUCCCUAAAGGCAGCUGGGACUCAAACACCCAGCCCUGAGUCAUCAUUGCAGAGGAACAGGCCUAGCAGGAAUCACCUCUCUGCACUCAGCUUGCUGAAUGUUGGUUUUCAAUGUUCAGAACCUGAUUGGCGUUUUUGGAAGACCUACCAAGAAGAUCACCUUUGUCACCAAUGGAUUGGUCAACAACCUCAACUCCUAUGGAAUAGAAAUCGCGGCUAUGUGCAGCGGACUCACCACCUACAUGGCUUACGAAGUUCACACUUUCCAAGGACCCCAGGUGAAUCUGGAAUCAUGCAUUACCCUCGAUGUCCUGAGAGUUGUGGACCUGAAGUACUGCAUUGGCAAUGGCAGUACUCAGCAGAUUCCCAGCGGCAUCUUCAACAACACGCAAGUCAUCAUUGGGGGCCAGUCCCAAAUUGUGACCAUCAACAGGCAAUGGCGUGUGGCAAUCAUUGAGAGAAGGAACGUCACCGGGUCCUGGAAAACCAUUUGGAACUACAACACGGGUGUCAUUGCAACCAAAGUCACGCAACAAAACACCUGCUACAUUUCCAUCAUGAACAGAAGCGAGAUGCCCCGCUUUGAUAAUCUGGCUCACCUGGCACAAGAGAGCAGGAACCUGAUUGGCGUUUUUGGAAGACCUACCAAGAAGAUCACCUUUGUCACCAAUGGACUGGUCAACAACCUCUACUCCUACGGAAUAAACAUCGCGGCUAUGUGCAGUGGACUCACCACCUACCUGGCUUCCGAAGUUCACACUUUCCAAGGAUCCCAGGGGAAUCUGGGAUCCUGCAUUACCCUCGAUGUCCUGAGAGUUGUAGAGCUGCAGUACUGCAAUAGCAAUGGCAAUUCUCAGCAGAUUCCCAGCGGCAUCUUCAACAACACGCAAGUCAUCAUUGGGGGCCAGUCCCAAGUUGUGACCGUCAACAGGCAAUGGCGUGUGGCAGUCAUUGAGCAAAGGAGCUACAGCGGGUCCUGGAAAACCGUCUGGAACUACAACACGGGUGUCAUUGCAACCAAAGUCAGGCAACAGAACACCUGCUACAUUUCCAUCAUGAACAGAAGCGAGAUGCCCCGCUUUGAUGACCUGGCCCGCCUGGCACAAGAGAGCAGGAACCUGAUUGGCGUUUUUGGAAGACCUACCAAGAAGAUCACCUUUGUCACCAAUGGAUUGGUCAACAACCUCAACUCCUAUGGAAUAGAAAUCGCGGCUAUGUGCAGCGGACUCACCACCUACAUGGCUUACGAAGUUCACACUUUCCAAGGACCCCAGGUGAAUCUGGAAUCAUGCAUUACCCUCGAUGUCCUGAGAGUUGUGGACCUGAAGUACUGCAUUGGCAAUGGCAGUGUCAAUUUCCCGACUCAGCAGAUUCCCAGCGGCAUCUUCAACAACACCCAAGUCAUCAUUGGGGGCCAGUCCCAAAUUGUGACCAUCAACAGGCAAUGGCGUGUGGCAAUCAUUGAGAGAAGGAACGUCACCGGGUCCUGGAAAACCAUUUGGAACUACAACACGGGUGUCAUUGCAACCAAAGUCACGCAACAAAACACCUGCUACAUUUCCAUCAUGAACAGAAGCGAGAUGCCCCGCUUUGAUAAUCUGGCUCACCUGGCACAAGAGAGCAGGAACCUGAUUGGCGUUUUUGGAAGACCUACCAAGAAGAUCACCUUUGUCACCAAUGGACUGGUCAACAACCUCUACUCCUACGGAAUAAACAUCGCGGCUAUGUGCAGUGGACUCACCACCUACCUGGCUUCCGAAGUUCACACUUUCCAAGGAUCCCAGGGGAAUCUGGGAUCCUGCAUUACCCUCGAUGUCCUGAGAGUUGUAGAGCUGCAGUACUGCAAUAGCAAUGGCAAUUCUCAGCAGAUUCCCAGCGGCAUCUUCAACAACACGCAAGUCAUCAUUGGGGGCCAGUCCCAAGUUGUGACCAUCAACAGGCAAUGGCGUGUGGCAGUCAUUGAGCAAAGGAACUACAGCGGGUCCUGGAAAACCGUCUGGAACUACAACACGGGUGUCAUUGCAACCAAAGUCAGGCAACAGAACACCUGCUACAUUUCCAUCAUGAACAGAAGCGAGAUGCCCCGCUUUGAUGACCUGGCCCGCCUGGCACAAGAGAGCAGGAACCUGAUUGGCGUUUUUGGAAGACCUACCAAGAAGAUCACCUUUGUCACCAAUGGAUUGGUCAACAACCUCAACUCCUAUGGAAUAGAAAUCGCGGCUAUGUGCAGCGGACUCACCACCUACAUGGCUUACGAAGUUCACAGUGAGUGUAAAGCGUGGGAAUUCUGAGUGGUACAGAUCUGGACUUUUUGUCUCCUGGGGCAUUACUAGGGCACAGUUGCUGCUCUUCCACCUCAAAACCCACAGAAACCAAGGGCUUCAGCAGUUGCCCAAAGGGUUCGGCACCUCGGCAGACCGAGACUGGAAAAGGAUGGGGUCACAGCCCCCAUCAACGACCCAAAACAAGCCCUUACAGCUCCUCUCCAGGAAGCUCAAUGGGGCUGAAAUUUGCACCUGGUGUGUUUUAGCUCACCCUGCAAUGCCCUGAUACACCCAGUCAAGAAAUAGGGUCAUCCCAAGAACCGCUGUCCUUCAGGUCAGAGCUUGGUCAUCAGUUGACUCAGACAGCCACCAAAGCCUUGUGCUUCACAACUCUAAGUCAAGUCGCUCUGAUCCCUGGAGGUUUUUCCCUGGGGCAAUGAUCCAAUUCCCCAGGGCUAACAUGACCUACACUUGGUAGGAUUCUUCCAGAACCUCACAGCUUGUGUGACUGGGCCCACAAACUGGCAGCAGCCUCACCAUGCAAUGCCCAGCCAUUGGGACUCGCAGG
Molecule: messenger RNA, 3631 nt
Organism: Vidua chalybeata
Lineage: Eukaryota; Metazoa; Chordata; Aves; Passeriformes; Viduidae
Exons: 18
Coding region: 898-3090 (730 amino acids)
Biological process (GO): regulation of cell population proliferation
Source: RefSeq, a predicted model, not a curated record